This is a messenger RNA of Juglans microcarpa x Juglans regia, 2480 nucleotides long. RefSeq names its product heparan-alpha-glucosaminide N-acetyltransferase-like. The transcript has 14 exons. The record is from RefSeq and is a predicted model, not a curated record. Lineage: Eukaryota; Viridiplantae; Streptophyta; Magnoliopsida; Fagales; Juglandaceae. The coding region runs from base 871 to 2115 and encodes 414 amino acids.
GUGAGGUCGUUUCUCUAUCUUCAAGCUCAUGCACGUAUGAAUUGCUCAGCUGAUAAAAUUUCCACAUCAUUAAGCUUUGCAGCAAGCUCAGCGUUCUCUUCCUAAAAGGUGCCGCUAGUUUCUCCGUUGCCAUACAAAGGCUGGCAUGCAGCAUAUAUAUCAAAGUGCUGCUUCUUUCUUAUUCAUCCCGAUCAAAUGCAGCAUGCGUACGUACGUUGUUGUAUAUGCGUAUUGAUGGUUGCUGCAAAUAAUACCGCUAACGAUCGAGAUUAAUCUAUAGCUGUUAGCUUUGCAUUGAGCUCGGCAUAAUUUCUGAUCUACCUCAUCCCAUGCCAGUUGCAUGCCUCGAGCCUCAUCGAUCGAAUUGAAUCAAUGCGUCGAUCGGUUAUAACUUGUCGACUUGAUCAAAAAGCUUCGCAGUCAUGAUCUUCUCUCUCUUUCCCCCCAACUUGGGGCGAUCAAGUUGUUCAUAAUUAUUACGCAAAGCAUGCACCGUGGUCAUGAUGUUCAGAAUUAGGUGUAGACGCAACACUAGCGAGCAUAUAUAUCUAAUUUGUUUCUGCAACAUUAUCUGGAAGCUAAUUUGAUCUUCAUGAUAAUAUGAUUGAUCACAAGGUGCAGUACUAAACCUGAAGUACGUUGAAGAAUAAUUAUGAGGAAUAUUGAUUCGGCCGGAUCCCACAGACUUCCAGCCAGUAAAGUCAUGCCACAUGGCGAAACAGUCUCCUUCCGAGACAGUGUAAUAAGGACUAGGAGUAGAAGCGGAGGCAUCGUAAUUCUCACUGUCGUCUUCUUAGAGACAAGCCGAUUUUACGUACCUUCCACCCAGUCUCUCUGAGCAUCAGAACUUUCGGCGUUCCAUCCCGGUAAAUGGCCGAUUACGAGCCGCUAAGGGAUGUCGAAGAGCAACUUCAGACCAACAGGAGAGCCACGCGUGUCGCCUCCCUGGAUGUCUUUCGCGGCCUCUGCGUCUUCCUCAUGAUGCUAGUUGAUUAUGGCGGGUCGGUUUUCCCCGUAAUUUCUCAUUCCCCAUGGGAUGGCAUUCACUUGGCUGAUUUUGUGAUGCCUUUCUUUCUUUUCAUUGCUGGGCUUUCUCCUGCUCUUGCGUACAAGAAAGUACCCAACAGAGCAGAGGCUACAUGGAAAGCAGUGCUUAGGGCAGUGAAGCUUUUUCUUCUGGGAGUUCUUCUUCAAGGUGGUUAUCUGCAUGGAGUCAAUUCGCUGACAUAUGGUGUUGACAUCGAAAAAAUAAGGUGGAUGGGCGUUUUGCAGAGGAUAUCUAUUGGAUACAUUGUUGCGGCUUUAUGUGAGAUCUGGCUUACAUGUCGGACGUGGAGGCAAGGAGGUUUCUUUAAGAGUUACUUCUGGCAUUGGUGCAUUGCAUUUUCACUGUCAGCAGUAUACAUGCUGCUAUUGUAUGGUCUAUAUGUUCCAAAUUGGCAAUUCACAGCACCAGCCUUGGCAUCUUCUUUGUCUCCAUCAAAUGAUAGCAAUGUUUACAUGGUGAGAUGUGCGGUGAGAGGUGAUCUUGGACCUGCCUGUAAUUCUGCUGGAAUGAUCGACCGCUAUAUUCUAGGUGUUGAUCAUCUAUACAUGAAACCUGCUUACAGGAACCUGAAGGAGUGCAAAAUAUCCGAUGGCCAAGAGUGUUCACCUCCAUGGUGUGAUGCUCCUUUUGAUCCUGAAGGUAUCUUAAGCUCCUUAACAGCAGCUGUGACUUGCAUUUUUGGUCUUCAAUAUGGACACAUUCUUGCUGACUUACAGGACCACAAGGGGCGCUUAACUAAAUGGUCCUUGUUAUCAAUUUCUUCGUUUAUCCUUGGACUGUUGCUUGCUUUCACAGGCAUCCCUGUGAAUAAAUCUCUGUAUACAGUCAGUUAUAUGUUGAUUACUUCUGCAUCUGCGGGGAUCACAUUUUGUGCUUUAUACUUGUUGGUAGAUGUUUACGGUUACAGACGCUUAACAUCUGUGUUGGAGUGGAUGGGAAUGCAUUCUUUGAGCAUCUUUGUUCUCAUAACUUCUAACUUAGCUAUCAUUGCCAUUCAAGGAUUCUACUGGACUGCUCCCGAAAAUAAUGUUGUCCACUGGAUCAUAUCACGUUUUGUGCACGCAUGACAAGGGCAUCAACUUCCUGUCUGUUGGUUAAGCUUUUGGAUCUAUCCUUAAUCAGAUAUUACGCAUGACAUGUAUCUUUUGUGUUACUCUUCAUGAUGCUUAAAAUAAUUCUUUUGUUGCUUUCCAGUUUUACGGUAAUAAUCAUGGAGGUUAGAAAAGAUGGUAGAAAGAAGAGAACUCUAGUUGGUGUAGCCAAUCAAUCUUGUUGCAGACUGUUGUGAUUCUUUAUUAUUCAUCCUUUUCUUUUGUACAGAAGACAAGGGUGAGUAAUGAAUGGUGUCCUGUAGUCGCUUAUAACUGAAACGUUGAGUAAUUUACACUUCAAAUGUACAGAAGAAUUAUGAAGUGUUGAACCUUUUCUAGUC